GAUCUUCGUGGCCUCCUUUGUCGUCGGCACUGAUCAGGGAGCUGGACUCUAUUGUCUCCUAAUCUCUCUCGCAUCCUUCAUCUAUUGUCCAUUUCUUUCCCUCUCUUUCCCCCCCAUUGUCUCUCUGUUCAUUGGGAUUGGCCGCAGUCAUGGCCACCGAAUCCGACGCCCUCGACCAAAAGGCUGCGGCCGAGCUGCAGGUCGAGAUCAUCCCGGGUACUGAGGUGAUGACCGAUGUUCAUGGCGUUCGUUUCGCUCAUGCUGGUGGAAAAGAGAGCGGCUCUGUCCUUGUCCCACACCCGACCAACGACUUGCAUGAUCCACUGAACUGGUCUCGGCCCUGGAAAUAUGCCACUGCCUUCACCCAGCUUCUCUACGUUUGGGUCCUCGUGUGUUCGGCCUUGUCAAUCGCUCCCCUGUUCCCUCUUUUGGGCGCAUACUUUCACAUUGGCGACCAGCAACUGUCUCUCUUGACUGGUGUUAAUGUCAUUACACUCGGCUUCGCCAACAUCCUUAUCGUCCCCCUGUCAAACAUUUUCGGCCGUCGCCCAAUCUCAAUCGUGUUCGGCUUUCUCGUGGUUCUAACCAACAUCUGGCAAGCCUUGGCUACCUCUCACACGAGUUUCCUCGCCUUCCGUGCGUGCAAUGGCUUGGUCGCGGCGACGAGCGAGACAAUCAUGGUUCAAGUCAUCGCGGACAUGUUCUUCUUGCAUGAGCGCGGCACCUGGAUGGGCCUCUACUUCAUCUUCUACUUCUCCGGCGCCUUCCUCGGCCCCAUCAUGUCCGGCAACAUUGCAGCUCGUCACGGCUGGCGCAGCUUCUUCUGGCUGACCGUCGCCCUCGCCGCGUUUGUCACUGUCCUCCUGAUAUUCUUCUUCCCCGAGACCAAGUGGCGACGCGACACUGCCAACCAUGCUGGUGUCAAAGAUGAAGAGACGAACACCAAGACUCAAAAAGCUACUGUCGAGUCCGAGGUCAGCAGCCAAGAUUUGGCCGGGGGCGCGGUGGUUGGCGGAGGAAAGCCGUCAAGAGCACAAUACUCGCUAAUUCAGAAGAUCGAUCCCAACUGGGUUCGCUACAUUGUGCGUGACUUGACGACGCCAGUCAUUGUCUUCUUCAAUCCUAUCGUCUUCUGGGCCGCGCUCAUGCUCGCUGGACCUGCGGAUCUGCUCUUACUAUUCAACCUCACGGAAUCCCCUCUGUUCUCCUCGCCAGCUUACCGCUUCAACCCAGGGCAAGUGGGCUACACCAACUUCGCCUUCUUCGUGGGCGGCAUCGUCGGCGUCGCUACCGCCGGCCCCUUCUCCGACUGGCUCGCUCGCCGCUCCACGAUCAGAAACAACGGCAUCCGCGAAGCAGAAAUGCGCCUUCCAGCUCUGAUCCCCUUCGUCUGCUUCUUCAUCAUCUCGAACAUUGUCGGCGCCAUCGGCUACCAACGCCUCUGGCCAUGGGAAGCGAUCGUGGUGUGCGGCUUUGGCUUCUCCGGCUUGGCUGUCACUUCCAUUCCUGCGAUCUCAAUUGCCUACGCUGUCGAUUGCUACAAGCCCAUCGCGGGCGAGAUUAUGGUUGUCGCGACGGUGAUGAAAAAUGUGCUCGGGUUCUGCCUGAGCUACUGGAUCUUCAACCUGGCGCAGCGCGAGGGUUUCCUGACGGUUUACAUGGUGCAGUUUGCGGUCGAUAUGCUGCCUGUCGUUCUCACCAUCCCGUUGUACCUGUAUGGCAAGAAGCUGCGGGCUUGGACGAGGAACUCGCACAUUCACCGCCGCGAUGCGCUGCUCUAGAUGCUUAUUAUGCUCUGGGUAGCUAUGGCCUCGAUUUGUCUGCGUAAUUUGAAUAGCAUUUCGGUCAAGUCUACAGUAGUUCUCAAUCUCUCGGAG
Messenger RNA from Neohortaea acidophila, 1877 nucleotides. RefSeq names its product major facilitator superfamily domain-containing protein. Gene Ontology annotation, biological process: transmembrane transport. Bases 150 to 1781 code for a protein of 543 amino acids. Lineage: Eukaryota; Fungi; Ascomycota; Dothideomycetes; Mycosphaerellales; Teratosphaeriaceae. The record is from RefSeq and is a predicted model, not a curated record. Gene Ontology annotation, molecular function: transmembrane transporter activity. The transcript has 5 exons.